UUUACAAUAAAAUAUUAUGUUAAAAACGUAUCGAAAAGUUAUCGAUAAGACUUUGGCGAUCAAAAGUAAUUCAACCAAAUCGCAAAAUUUCUUCUCACUGCAGAAUGUAGCAAAAUCUUCUUUGUUAUCAAGUAACAAUCUUUAAAAAAGAAAUAAGCCAAGCAAAUGUUCUCGAAUUAAUAAAAUAUGUGAAAAUAUUUGUAAAAUGGUGUUAGUAGUUUGGCAUAAUUAUAUUUAACUUAUGUUUAAGUUGAAGCUGUGCUUCAAAAAUCUAAUUACGAAAGUGCUGCUAAAAAUUGGCCAACUACGUUGAAAUGUUUAUGUUUUGAAGAGUAUACGUAUGUAUGUAUUAAAAAAUGAAAAUGGAUGUGAUUUGCAAUGAAAUUGGUGUAAACAUUCAACAUUUGUGUGAAACCCCUGUAUCUGGUCGUUAUCAAUUGAUAUGCGAUAAGCAAUGGUUACAAACGUUAGAACAGCGUCACAAAAUUGCUCCAUUUAAUGUAUGGCAUAAACUCGAUAGAAGAGCACAUCCAAGUGAUCCCUUAGACCAUCCAUGGACAAGAAUUUUAUUGCAAACUUACUUGAAGAAACCAAAUGUAAAAGUAUUCCCUCUGCAAUGGCAAUAUGGCGAUGGAAGCAUAGAAGCAGCUGUAGAGGCUGAAGGCAGCAAUCCGCUCACAUAUUCUCAAGCAUUGUGCUAUGUAACCAAUACAAAUUUCAAAAAUCUAUGGGAGGCUGCAUACAAACGUUAUCCGGGUGCCAACGUUAAGUAUGCCAAAUCAACAACACCAACCGGUAGAACAUUGAGCCCACCUUCAGCAUGCGCCCUAGUUUCUUACGAUGUGGUCUUGAAGGAACUGAUACAACGUGUAUACAAUUGUCCUGUCAUACAUUGCCAGUUAGACAGAUUAAGUGAAGAUCAAAAAUGCGAAAAUAUUAAUGGAGUUGGAGAGGACUCAAUUGAUCGUCAUGCGAAUAUAAUGCCAGCUCUUAUCACCAUAGAGACCUCAACUCACUUUUGCGUAUUAUUUUAUCCACCCGCCAUCGUUACAAGUCUCUACGAUUGCAUAACUUAUUCGCCGUCGAUAUUGGGGAAAUCUUACAACAAGUCGCUCUUUAUUAUCUAUCAAAUUAUACAGCUUUCAAAGGCACUACAAGCAGCUGGCCUAUUUUUGGGUGAGAUACGUCUACAUGAUAUAAUGGUGCGCGAAAAUCUCUGGAUACAAGUACUACCACGACUAGAGUCUUGCAUAUUGCGACCAAAUCUGGCUGAACGUGGUGCCACAUCACCCAGCGAAACUGCACACGGUGUUGAUGGCGACAAUUCCGUGGUUUUAGAAGAAAAUGAAAAUGGCAGUUAUGUUUAUGGUGGAAAUGAUGAAGAUGGCGAAGAUGACACUGCUGAUUGCUCUAGUAACACAAAAUUCGAUUUACAGUUUGCAUACGAUUUGGAUCAAUUUACAUUGCGUGAAUACUGUGAGAUGUGGUGCAAUGGUCAACUUUCUAAUUUUGAUUAUCUAACGAUAUUGAAUAACGCUGCCGGCCGUGGACUUAAUAAUCCGGCCUACCAUCACAUAAUGCCAUGGGUAACUGAUUUUACAGCACGCAAUGGCCUGAAUUGGCGUGAUUUAACCAAAAGCAAAUAUCGACUGAACAAAGGUGAUGUACAUUUAGAUUUAAUGUUUUCACAUGCCACCCAUCAAGGUGUAAAUGGUGUCGGAAGCACCGUAUCGGUAGGCGUAAGCAGUCAGGCACCUCAUCAUGUGUCGGAUUUCCUUUCGGAAAUCACAUAUUUUGUUUAUAUGGCACGUCGCACACCGCAAGAAGUGCUCUGCCAACACGUGCGUCCAAUUUGGGUGCCUGCUGAAUAUCCCGUAUCCAUACAGCGCUUGCAACAGUGGACUCCGGAUGAAUGUAUACCUGAGUUCUACUCCGAUCCAAUGAUUUUUAAGAGCAUUCACGAAGACUUGCCAGAUUUAGAUUUGCCUGCAUGGGCCUCAUGCCCUGAAGACUUCAUUGCAAAACAUCGGGAAGCUUUAGAAUCCCAGUACGUCAGUGAGAGGCUACAACACUGGAUUGAUCUCAAUUUUGGCUACAAAUUAUCCGGAAAGGCUGCUGUCAAAUCAAAGAAUGUAUGUUUGAGUUUGGUGGAUCAACAUAAAGAACUCUGCCAACGUGGUAUUGUGCAACUGUUUACCACACCACAUCCCGCCAAACGUUUCCCGUCACCGUGGUUCAAUAAAAUACCGCCACGCCUCAAUCAAUUGCUUGCUUCGCCGCGGUCUCCACGUUCCGGCAGCUCCACGCUGCGACCUAACGAGUCAAAACGUCUUGCUAAAAGCACAGAGAACCUUAAUGUUAGCGAAACAACCAGUUUUCCAACAGAGCUCACUGCAGCAACAACUUCGCUUCGUCGUUCAGGUGCUUCUUCAUCUUCGCCACGUAUGUCCUUGCGUGCUAAUAACACUGCUAGCGAUAUGUCAAAUUCAAAUUUCUAUCCCAGCACCAAUUUUAUUGACUUGCCAAAAGAUUAUAAUCCAUGUGCGCUACUCCAAUCUCUCGAAACAAUGGAAACAUUCUUCGCACGCACUUUUCCAAAACAAAAGCCAGCAUCAAACACUUUGGAAAAGAUUUUUCACAGUGAUAUGUUGUUUGAUGCACACUCCUCAGAGAACUCAUUUACCAAUCGUCUCUUCCUAGAUGAUAAUCCGAAUGCCAGCAUACCGACCGUAACACAAAAUAAGCAUAAACCAAAAAGUCUAUUGGCGCCAAGCCCAACCUAUCUAAAAAAGCGUUCCAUGAAACAGCUGCUCACUGAGAACCGCGAACGUGAGCUUCAAGUGUUGGGUUGCCUAAUUGUAGAACUCUUUGCUAUGCCGCGUCUGCGCGCAAUGCUCAUGAACGGCGUGAACGCCACCACCGAGGAACGUCUGCAAGCGUGUCGUACUGUGGCUAGCUUACACCGUCAAGAUAUACCAAAGUGUCUACGUUACACCGUUGCACUGUUGCUGCAACCACAAGUCGCCGUUGUGCUCACCGACAAGGGACUGCCAGCGCCAACAUCCACUCAGCUGCUCGAACCAAUAUUCGCUAAUCAAUUGAUACCGUUUCCAUGUAAUUUCUACGCUACCUAUGCGCUUAUACGUGCUUUGCAUCAAUUCGAUUUGAACUCCUCGCUGCUGGAAUUGUGUACACACUUCAAUUGUAAUGGUCGUGAGUGCGCCAAAUACACCGACAUGGAUCGCCAGCGUGUGCUUUUCGAACGUAAAAUAGCCGAGUGCAAAGUGAUGUCAUGUUGCGCGUACAUCGGUCGUUUGUUGGAGCCCAUUGGCUAUGAGCAAUUCUCUCCAGUGGAAUUACUGCUGCCGCACAUCAUUGAUUUGCUUUUAGAUGAGCAGACAUCGAUAUUAACUGCAUGGAAUUUAUUCGAUCCAGUGGCACAAGCGCUCGGCAUUGUCAAUACACAAAAGUACCUGUUAUUGCCCAUAAUGAAAUUGUACGAUGUGGAGAGUUUUGAACGCGGCAUGAUUUCGGUGCGCACGCGCAGUGCGGAUGCAGGCAGUGCAACCGGUGGACAAGUGCGCUUUUCCAUGAGCAGUUCGUUCAAAUCGCGCAAAUCGGUUAAGCUUUACCAUCACAGCUUUUUAUUGCAUUUGAUUGUACGCUUCGGUUUGAAAUGUUUUCUACACAAUUUUAUUGCGCCACUAAUUGAGGCUGUUGGCGGUUACAAGGAACCGGAAGAUGGUAAUGGUUUCCACUAUCACAGCUCUACGAACAAUGGAGGUGGUGGUAGUCGUCGAACGAGUCGGAAUUUAAAUUAUGCCUCUACAGAAGAUGACAUUUCUUUGACGUUAAUGUCAACGGAGGGCGCGGACCAAAGUGUAGAUGAUACGACGCUGCAUGUUAAAGUACCGGCUACAAACACCUCGAAACAGGAAGUAGAAGACGUUUUCAGUUUUGAUGAUGAUGCCAACUCGGAUCACAUCUCAAAUUCGGGUACCAGUGAAAAUAAGUCGAUCGACUCUUUUGACAUGCGGCCGACACCUGCCGAAGAAGCUAAAGAAGAUUACAACCAAAGCGAAACAGCAUCAGAGAAAUUGGCAAUUUCAGAGAUUAUCUACGGUUCAAAAAUGUCAAACGCAUCAUUGGAGGACGCCGAUAAGGUCUCCUUGAACAGUCAAUGCGCAACUGAUUCACCCACCGCACAGCUUGGCGCCAAAUCGCCUACAAUUGAAAUACCUGCCAGCGCCAUUAGGCGCAGUUAUCAAUUAAACACCAUCGACUGUGACAUCGGCUCGCGCAAAAGUAUCGAUUCGUUUGAAAUUAUCACACAAGCCGUGGAAGAGGAGCAGAAACAAUUGAAAUCGCAACAAAUUGCCGCCGACAGAACACAACUGCACGCCGAAAACAAGGAGACGAAGACGGAGGAGGAAAGUGAAAUGCAAGCGCAAGUUGCAUUGGACUCACUGCAAGCUUCGGUAAUUUCGAAAAUGUCUGAAGCUAAAGCGGCGCAAAAUAAUCGCAUCUCCGAAAUGAGCGCUGGCAGCUUGACGUGGCUAGCACACCGUUUGGGACCCUCGCUUACUUCGCGUUAUAUAACACGCAAUCUACUCAAAAUGUUGUCGUUGUGUUAUGUUGGUCAAGAGAAUUUGCUACCCGAAACGCAUGAGCAAGCUGAGUUGCAAAAUUUGAAUUACUUUUCCAUGUCGGACGCGCAUGUUGUGGGCGAUCGUAGCGCAGCGCGUGUCUUGGAGUGUCUGAUGUCUAUAGCGGCACUGUUCGGCGAGGAAGUUAUACUCGUACAAUACUUUCCACAUAUAAGCGAACUGAUCGCUUUGGGCUCGAAGCGCAUAACACCCAGUCUCGAAGGCGCUAUUAUAAGCACACUACAAUUACUUAAAUAUCUGGUGCCUUGUCUGAUGGAUGCCACAAUAAUGGAACACUUAAAAGAAACAAUACUCAAAAAUAUGCUAUUGCCAAUUGUACGUAUACUGGGCUCUACGCGACUUCUAAUGCCCAGCGGCUAUUUGGGCCGUUCGGUAUUGGCACGUAAAUGGUUGGAUGCAGUUUAUACGCUCUGUGUGCGUAUCGGUCCCGAUAUGUCGAAAGAGCAUUUAUGCAUACCAACGCUUAGACCGUACUUCCUCAUUUUCGACAAGGCGUUUGGUAUACGUGAGCAAUUUGAAAAUCAAACUGUGAGCCAACUUUCGAUAUCUCCACCAAUUAAUUGCUUUGGAAAUGAUGAUGGCGCAAAUUCCAGACGUGAGCGUGAAGAGAUACGUGAUGUGUUUAGUCCGGCGCUUGCACACAUUUCAUAUUUGUCCUUCUUGCGUUUCUUGGGCGAGGCCAUUAUGCAACGUACCAUUUGUAAUUUGGAGUUUAUCUUGACACUUUGCCAUGAAUUUGAGCAACCCGACUAUAAAUCGCAAAUGACAAAUGACAUGUCGAACAAUGAUACGGUGGACAGUCCAUCGAAGAGUAGAGAUAAUUUAACGGAACCAGAGCUGCUGGUGGCCAAUAGUUUUGGUACAAACGUCAUUGGUAAUCGCCUUGAGGUGGUCAGUGGUGGCGCGGCAAAUCAAUCGCAGCAAGAAGUCGGUCCCAUGGAGGUGUUAGACAUGGUCGCCUACAAAUUUGAACACUUACCAACAGUGCGACAUUUGAAGGGCAAUUGGUUGGCUUAUUGGCGCCAUGAAAUCAGUCGUUCGGACAAGGAUACCAUGUUGAAUUUAAAACAAAUCAAAUUGCAAUCUUUCGGUGGACACACAAAUUCAGUGCGUUCAAUUUUGGCAUUGGACAACGAGAACAGUUUCAUUUCGGCUUCGAAGGAUAAAACCGUUAAACUAUGGUCGUUACGCAGCGAAGGCGACGGACGCAAGAUGACCUCCUGUCAAUUCACCUACACAGCACACAAAAAAUCCAUUCACUCACUUGCUUUCCUAGAAGCCUCCCGCCUUGUGGUCUCCUGCGAUUCCGGUGUACAUAUCUGGGAUCCGUUCAUCGGACGUCCGUUGGGUGUACUCGAUGCGCCCAAACACAAUCCAAUAACCGUUGUUAAAGCACUGCCCUCACCAAGUCCACUUAUUUUGGCCGGCACCGCUGAAUCUUCGGUGAAAAUAAUCGAUACACGUUGCAUGCAAUACGUGAACGAGUGGCGUGUGAGCAACGGCGCAACGCAGGGCAAUGCCACAGUACGUUGCUUGACGGUUGCACCAUCGGGCAAUUGGCUAGCCGUAGGAUUAUCCUCGGGCAGUAUUGUGAUGUUGGAUACCCGUACGGGUUGCAUAUUAAAUGCUUGGCGUCCCAUGGAAUGCGAUUUGUUGCAGUUAGCGGCACCUAACGAUCAGCAGUUGAUCAGCUCAGCACUGGACCACAGCUUGGCGGUUUGGCAUGCCACAGAUGGUAUAUUACACUAUCAGCUCAAACCACCCGCCGAGCCAGCGCACUUCCUCCAAACCAUCGAAUCUGAGUUGAUUUAUGCGACCACAGGGAAUCGUAUCGGUAUUUAUGCGGACAUUGGCAGUUCUCACGCCACGCACACAGUGACAAAAUUGCGCGCAGAAACAUUCCGUGGUGUGCUCACAUCGUUGGCGGUUUUACCCUUGAAUCGCACCUUUUUAGCCGGCAAUGAAAGUGGAAAUAUUGUGCUUUUAUGUUAGUUCGUAAAUGUUUUUAAAUACACAAAAACGAAAAUCAAGUUUUGAUUUGCAAAAUUAACCAAACAAAAAUCGAAAUUAUUAGCACUUUUAUGUAAGUACUAUACAUACUUACAUAUUUGGUAAAGGUAGUACUCAGUAGUAUUUGUUUGUUAUUGUUUAAGUGUGUAUUUUUUCUUUAUAAAAAAAACCAAA
Molecule: messenger RNA, 6851 nt
Organism: Bactrocera neohumeralis
Lineage: Eukaryota; Metazoa; Arthropoda; Insecta; Diptera; Tephritidae
Gene: Wdr81
Product: WD repeat-containing protein 81
Exons: 8
Coding region: 357-6659 (2100 amino acids)
Biological process (GO): aggrephagy
Cellular component (GO): mitochondrion
Molecular function (GO): phosphatidylinositol 3-kinase regulator activity; protein binding
Source: RefSeq, a predicted model, not a curated record